AUGACAACAUAUUUCAAGUUGGUAAAAGGUGCUACCAAGAUCAAGUCAGCCCCGCCCAAACAGAAGUAUCUGGAUCCGAUACUGUUGGGGACCAGCAAUGAAGAGGAUUUCUAUGAGAUCGUGAAGGGUUUGGAUUCCCGAAUUAAUGACACGGCGUGGACUAUUGUGUAUAAAUCGCUGUUGGUGGUUCAUUUGAUGAUAAGGGAGGGUUCCAAAGAUGUUGCAUUGCGGUACUACUCUAGGAACCUGGAGUUUUUUGACAUUGAAAACAUACGUGGCUCCAAUGGCAGUGCGUCUGGAGACAUGAGGGCACUUGAUAGAUACGAUAAUUAUCUGAAGGUGAGAUGCAGGGAGUUUGGUAAAAUCAAAAAGGACUAUGUGAGAGACGGCUAUCGAACACUGAAGCUGAACAGUGGCAAUUACGGAAGCUCCAGAAACAAGCAACACUCUAUCAAUAUAGCACUAGAUCAUGUGGAGUCCCUAGAGGUACAAAUACAAGCCCUGAUUAAAAACAAGUAUACACAAUAUGAUUUGAGUAACGAAUUGAUCAUAUUUGGUUUCAAGCUGCUUAUUCAAGACCUGCUAGCGCUAUAUAAUGCUCUCAACGAAGGUAUCAUAACUCUGCUGGAGUCUUUUUUCGAACUAUCUCAUCAUAAUGCAGAGAGAACUCUAGACCUGUACAAGACGUUUGUUGAUUUGACCGAGCACGUUGUCAGGUACUUGAAGAGCGGGAAGACUGCGGGCUUGAAAAUACCCGUCAUCAAGCAUAUCACUACCAAACUGGUCAGAUCGCUAGAAGAACAUCUGAUAGAGGAUGAUAAGACGCACAACACUUUUGUGCCCGUUGACAGUUCUCAAGGAAGUGCUGGGGCCGUAGUAGCCAAAUCUACUGCACAGGAAAGGUUGGAGCAAAUCCGGGAACAAAAAAGGAUACUAGAGGCACAAUUGAAAAACGAACAAGUAGCGAUUUCCCCUGCUCUAACUACUGUCACGGCGGCUCAAUCUUACAACCCGUUUGGAACAGACUCUUCUAUGCAUACUAACAUUCCAAUGGCUGUGGCUAAUCAAACGCAACAGAUCGCAAAUAACCCAUUUGUAUCUCAAACUCAGCCACAGGUGAUGAAUACACCAACCGCUCAUACAGAGCCCGCAAAUUUAAACGUUCCUGAAUAUGCAGCGGUCCAACACACAGUGAACUUCAACCCUGUACAAGAUGCUGGCGUAAGUGCCCAACAAACGGGGUACUAUUCGAUUAACAACCAUUUAACACCCACAUUUACAGGUGCAGGGUUUGGAGGAUACUCCGUUUCACAGGAUACAACUGCCGCUUCUAAUCAACAAGUCUCUCAUUCACAAACUGGUUCUAACAACCCGUUCGCAUUGCACAACGCCGCGACGAUCGCAACAGGGAAUCCUGCACACGAAAAUGUCUUAAAUAACCCAUUUUCACGACCAAACUUUGAUGAACAAAAUACCAAUAUGCCGCUACAACAACAGAUAAUAAGUAACCCUUUUCAAAACCAAACGUACAAUCAACAACAAUUUCAACAACAAAAAAUGCCUUUGAGCUCGAUCAAUAGCGUUAUGACAACCCCUACUAGCAUGCAGGGAUCGAUGAAUAUUCCUCAGCGUUUUGAUAAAAUGGAAUUUCAGGCUCACUACACUCAGAAUCAUCUCCAACAACAGCAACAACAGCAACAGCAACAACAGCAACAGCAACAACAGCAACCACAACAGGGUUAUUAUGUGCCUGCAACUGCAGGAGCCAACCCUGUUACAAAUAUAACUGGGACAGUUCAACCUCAAAAUUUCCCUUUCUAUCCACAACAGCAACCACAACCGGAACAGUCUCAAACACAGCAACCAGUUUUAGGAAACCAAUAUGCUAACAACCUCAAUUUAAUUGAUAUGUAA
Molecule: messenger RNA, 1914 nt
Organism: Saccharomyces cerevisiae S288C
Lineage: Eukaryota; Fungi; Ascomycota; Saccharomycetes; Saccharomycetales; Saccharomycetaceae
Product: Yap1801p
Exons: 1
Coding region: 1-1914 (637 amino acids)
Biological process (GO): clathrin-dependent endocytosis; endocytosis; clathrin coat assembly
Cellular component (GO): cytoplasm; clathrin-coated vesicle; cellular bud
Molecular function (GO): clathrin binding; 1-phosphatidylinositol binding; phospholipid binding
Source: RefSeq, marked reviewed